This is a messenger RNA of Scomber scombrus (Atlantic mackerel), 1351 nucleotides long. RefSeq names its product N-ethylmaleimide-sensitive factor attachment protein, gamma b (gene napgb). Gene Ontology annotation, biological process: intracellular protein transport. The record is from RefSeq and is a predicted model, not a curated record. Gene Ontology annotation, cellular component: SNARE complex; vacuolar membrane. Gene Ontology annotation, molecular function: syntaxin binding; soluble NSF attachment protein activity. Lineage: Eukaryota; Metazoa; Chordata; Actinopteri; Scombriformes; Scombridae.
CUAAUCCAAACAUCGACAGAAACAGCAUCAGGAAAGACACUUUAUCCAUAAGCUAUUCUUAAUACGGCACCGAUUUGAACGACAGCAUGGCUGCUCAGAAAAUAAACGAAGCUCACGAGCACAUAGCUAAUACGCCAAACUGUCCAUCUCCCUGAGGGUACCUGGAGGAGGAGGAAAGAAGAAGAAGGCUGCAGCUGCUCCACAGGGUGGCGCUAGCGGGGCGCCGGCCGCUGCAGAGGAAGAGGAUGAUUAUGAAGGAGGGCUGUGUUAGCCUUCAGUCUCCAGAGUGCCGACUCUACCCAUCUGCAGCUCCACUACUAAAACCUUCUGUGUGCAAGUUAAAAAACCUCGACAAACCCUUCCAGAUCUGAAGCACAGAUGGGUGGCUGUUGUGCAAAAAGCAAAUCAAAACCCCAACAGUUCCAGUAAUUGUUGCAGAAGAGUCGACCCAAAUUUAAAGAGCCUUUUUAAUUUGUGUUUUCUUUGAGGUGGAUCCUCAGUGUAAUGAAAAAUAACUCUUCAAUGUUCAAUAAUGUAUGAAAGCCUCCUGUCGUAUGUAAAUCUUCAAUUAUGUCUCGUCUCUGUGAAAACUGUAAAUUUUGCUGUUAUUGUUUGUGGGUAGAGUCUAAGAAUGCUUAUAUAGGUAUAUUAAAAUCAGAAACACUCUUAAAUGCUGUAUGUUUAAUGAGUCGAUCGGUGUAUAGGUGUUCAUUUGUACAGAGUUAAUUUAUUCAGUAUUCAUGGCUGCAGCCUGUUGAAAAUGUUACUGGAACAAUAUGCAAUCAGAUAGUCAGUGCAUGUGUUUGGUAUGAUGAGAUGUUGUAUCCAAAUCCAAAAAGCUUUGACUUGUGAAUAGUAAUGCUUAGAAAUGAUUGACACUAUUGUUUUCAGCAAUUUCGCACUUAUUCAAGAAAAUUGACAUAACAGUACAACUCCUAAUGAUACAGCUUGUAGACUGUUUUUUUUAUGUGUCUACCUCGAGGUGUGUGUGUUACCUUUGCACCUUCAAAAACAGAAUAGUCAUGGCUGUUUCUUAAUUUCUAACACAGCACAAUCCUUUUAAUUAAAAGCUUCCAAGAUGAAAAAAAGGGACCAUGCAGUGAUUUUUUUUUUUCAGUGUGUGUCCCCCCCCCUCCCCCCUUUGAAAAGUGAGAUUUGUGUAUUUGUGACAUAUCUUAAUGGUCAUUCUGUAAAUGUGAGAACCCCACUAUUACAACAUGCCAAUUAAAAAGUACUCUGAUACCACAGUUAGAAACAUAUCUAAGGGUUAUAAAAAGGGAUUGUUUACAUUUUUUUUUUUUAUUCGUGCUGUUGCCCACUUCUUGUAUAUUCCUCAAAAAGCAUCUCCAGA